UUCGAUGAACGCUGAGUUCACGUCUAUUUUUUUAUAACUGUAAAAGUUGCGUUUGCGAGUGUGGGGUUUCAAGUCGCGAAGUCUAUUGUAAGGUGUAAAAGUCCAGUUUGAAGAAUGCAAACGUGAAAGAAAGUAUAUUCGGUAUUAGAAAUUAUAAUUUAUUACAUAUAACAAUAAAAUAGUUACCAGCAACAGAUAAAAAUGAAAUCCACGCUAGUGUUCUUAUUGUGUUUCGUCAUAGUUUGUGUAUUAUCUUCGAAAGAUAUGUUGAGGAAAAGUAUUGUAUUUGAUAAAAAUACUCCAGAUGUCUUUUACUGUCCCAUUCACAAACCCACUGGUUUUGAAAAACUGAUUGUAAAAGCCCGGCCUUUAAAAAAACUUUGCGAAUUCGAAGGGAAAGAGAUACCAGAAGACUACAAAAGCGAUUGUUACCAAGACGUUGAUGAAUCUGAUUAUGCCUGUAAAGAAAAGUACAGAAUAAUGAUGCGUAUGCACCCUCCAGGUUCUGAUGUACCAUUCAAUGGUAACAAGAUGGCUCGUUUCGUCAACGUAGACAAGGAAUUUUACAUUAUGAAAAUGGACAACAAACUAAAAAAUUUGCGAGUCAAAAAACGUUUGAGAAAUAGACUGAUUACCAGGAAUACUAAACAUUGAUUCCUCGAACUCUAAUUGAAAUGCAAAAAGUACUAAAUUUGUUAAUAUGUUAACGUUUGGCUGUUUUACAAAAUUACUAAGUAUUAAUUCCAAAAAGUAUAAAUAUUUUAUAUUUUUUAUAUUUAAAUCUUUAAUAAAAUUAUAUUUACUA
Psylliodes chrysocephalus is the source of this 805-nucleotide messenger RNA. The record is from the annotation of a GenBank genome assembly. Lineage: Eukaryota; Metazoa; Arthropoda; Insecta; Coleoptera; Chrysomelidae.